Molecule: messenger RNA, 3548 nt
Organism: Exophiala dermatitidis NIH/UT8656
Lineage: Eukaryota; Fungi; Ascomycota; Eurotiomycetes; Chaetothyriales; Herpotrichiellaceae
Exons: 1
Coding region: 1388-1801 (137 amino acids)
Source: RefSeq, a predicted model, not a curated record
CUGUACCUUACCUCCUCCAGGCGCGGGGUGGGCUUGCACCGGGGCAGGUCACUAUUACCUGGUAUGCCUGGAUAUCCGCCGCUGCGCCGCAGGUAUCGAGCUCGAUCAAAAGUAUGCCACAGUUCCAUCUGGCUCAUCUCACUUCAUCAAUCCCACGCGAAUGCGACUGUUGUUCAUCUGUCCGAAUUUACGCGUCGCGUUUCUUUCCAUUCUGCCCACUCACGUCGAUGUGCAUAUGCUCCUCCUCGCAUACUCCCUCGGCCAAUUGUCGUCGCUCCUUCUGUUGCCUCUAGGCCGCCAGAGUCACUGACAUGUUCAUGAUGUCUGUCUCCGUUCGUUUUCAGACUGGUCAUCUGCUCCACCGUCAGCGAGAGAUCCCUGCUAGGUGGCGGGAAUCCCUGCAAGGCCUCAGCUUCUUCGAUCCCACGACUUGCCGACCCGGGCCAUUUGUUUACUAGCGCUUUGCAGUUGGCCAUGCUCAGUCCUCUUCGAGUCGUACUUCGUGUCCUGGCCGUUACUGUCCAUCCUCGGUCCGCAGAACCCACGAUGUGAACAUCCUCCGGGGCUGCAAGCUUCGCAGUCUCAGGAGCCACAGCAUUGGGUUUGCGAUAGAAGACGAGCAGGAAGAGCAAUUGCUAGAUGAACAAAGAUCUGUGGGCGGCGCUACCGUUGACCAUCAGACCCUCGAUCAUUACUACCUUUAGGUUCCCAAUGCUGGUCUGAAGAUCCUGCAUCGCCCCUCCUCGGCCGGUGGCAGCCUGUCCCUAUGGAGCGAGCACGACUCAAAGUAGAGCGUGGUUUCUCUCCCACGACAUCUGAUGACCAUCCUUCAAGCCUGCCGAACGGAUGACUGCUCUAGUUCUAGGCACAUUCUCGUUCUGGAAGGGUUUUGCCACAAUCUGACUGGGUAAUUAAGUCGACAUAACCUGAUUCCAUCCAUUCAUCCUCGUCAAAGAUCGGUCGACCCCGGUACACACGAGCCAUUGAACGCUUCGGCCAGCGCGGAAUGAGCCCUGCUCAGGUCAUACUAGUCUCCGUUAAGCAUCUUUCCUCCAUGCCAGCCUGGUGCACGGUUGCAUUCACUCCUCUUUGCCUCGACCUUCCCGUGGCACCCGCCCGCCUCAGGUCAACUUGGUUGUCACCUUCGCAAAUGGGAUGGUUUUGGCCGAAACCACCCUUUUCGCGUCAUGCCGGCGGCGCAGCGGCCCAGCAUUAGCGAGCGGGCGCCUCAUUCAGGCGGUCUUCGAUCGGAGACGCGUGGUCUGCCCAGUGAGCAGCCAACUUGAAGAUAGUACAGUCGUGCCUUUAGGUAUCUCAAUCUAGGUAAGGUCAACACGAGCCCACCAUCACAAGUUUGAGCGGCCUGUGCCAAUUCCAUGACGUUUCCAUGAAUGGCCUGGUUCCUCUUCCUGGGUCUCGUGGUUCGCUUUCAGUGGUAUCCAUAACACGCUCAUGGCUGCUAAUCUUGCCUGGGCCGUGCGUUGCCGCUGGGUACGGCAACCCGCACGGCGACGAUGAUUCAUCUUUCCAAAUGGACAUGCCAACCGCCCCCUGGCAACCAGCCUCGUGUUUCUGGAUUUUUCAGGCUAACACGGGGAACGAACCCGAUGUCUUGUGCCAUUUGGUCUCUCGAGAGGUUCAGGGAGACAAUACGAUGCCAGUCUCGUCAUUAUCAUAUCUGAACAACUGCGAAUUGGAAUCUCGCAUUGUCACAAGGAAACUGAUGCAGCUUUCGGCGUACCCCUGCUAUAGCAAUAAUGGCAGCAAAGUCACUCAUACUCCGAACACCAUGGACUUUUAAGACGACCCGGCCGCAAGAUCUGCAGUCAAUAGAAGGAGUCAGCUCACGUCCAUCAGCGUAACUGUGGCCUGCUGGCUCAGAAAGACAGUGCUGAUCACAUUUACGUCUCGAGCUAUCUCUGUCCGCCUCACCUCUUGGAGAGCAACGGCGAGGAAAUGCCGGGGCAUCAGUAAAACGAUCGACAGGAUUGGUGCGUAGGAUGCCUUGGUUUGAAAAUGCUCGCCUAUUCACGAUGCACUCGGACGACAAAGGCUAGCCCUGUCUCACCGGCGCGCCACCUGUUUGGUUGUUACAUAGAGGGAACGUACCUAAGCAACAGCGAAUGCGUUGCCUUGCAAGAUGAUACUGUUGCUUACCAGGAACGCCACGAUCUGUGCUAUGCUUCUACCGACAAUUGGAAUCUGAACCGACUGACAGGAGCUCCUUUGUCCCUCAAGCCGAACAUGAUGCGUACUCACCGGGCGUCGAGCGGUGCUACAGGGCAGGCUUGCAUUGAUCAUGUUACACUGACCACCUGGGCGCCUGACGGACGAGGGAGAGAGAUUGUGUACCUAUGCGUCUGUCCAGUGUACACCCCCACACACUAGCUGUUCGGCCCGCCCCUGGCUGAUAUGUGCAUCGCAAGCUGGGAAGCAUACCUAGAUACCUUGUCGAUUAAUGGUGGUGUACUACUACUGCAAAACGCUGUAUCUUGGUGCUUCACGGCGCGUUGAUCGCAUACUGGUUCGUCAGAAACCCGUCUUGGACCACUGCGGCCGACGAUCGGCGGCCCCCAAAGUUGAUUGAUUGUCUGGGGUUUCAGGGAUCCAGGAUGUUGCGGUUGGCACGCACCGUGACGCACAAAGAUUCGAACACACAUUUUCUGCGGCCGCCCGUGGCACCUCGGGCAGAUCGAUGCGAGCCGCGGUUGCAGCAGUUCAUGCUGGUGGCAGCCGCAGCCUGUACUUUGCCCUUGACGUUCGACGACAACAUGUAUCAGAUGUAUCAAAUGCCAGCUCAAGUCACGGUGCGCAAAGUUAUUUGAAACCAUCAAUGCAACACCUUGCACUCACAACUUGAAACACGGUGGUGGAUUGAGUAUGCAUUACGGUACAUCCUCGGCCACUUAUACUCAUGUCGCAUGUCACGUUCUCUAACAUGAACACCUGUUCGUGCCUCUGCACCUCAUGGCUGGUAUCAUAAGUCUUGGUCAAGCAAGGAAUCCCAUAUCAGCCUUGAAUGUCUCUCACGCAGUUAUGUCCUUAUCCGUGGUACCCAUCAGGCUCCCCGACUGCGCAAUAGUAACGACCUAGGUAUCAAAAGUGGGCGAUCGACGAGGAGGAUUGUACCCCUGGACUUUCUUGCAUUCUGCACCGCUACGGUACAUCGUGCAUGUUGUUACCCAGGUACCAGGCGCUAUGUUACCAGGCACCGGUAGGCGGUAUGUCGGGGAUCUAAUUGUGGCUGCAGUGUGACACGAUCGAGGCGAUCGCAAUCUUGUACGACGGCCACGACUGCCACGACGUCCUCUUCACACCCCUUUUCUGACUCAUUUCAAGAGUAAACAUUAAUUCAAUGGCUAUGGCCCCGAGCAUUCGCGCAAGGGGAACAACCCUAUGAUGGGUUGAGUAAAGGAUUCAUGAUCGCAAGCGUCAGUCCGCCACCGUGGGAAUUCCAUUCACUAUCACCCAGUUCAUUGUGCGCCAACGUUCCUCAGCUGUCCUUUUUAUCAAAUCCCCUCGCACCGCUCGGAAACACGCUGAAGCUG